Messenger RNA from Glycine soja, 1073 nucleotides. RefSeq lists its product as uncharacterized. The record is from RefSeq and is a predicted model, not a curated record. The transcript is spliced from 5 exons. NCBI's taxonomy places the organism in Eukaryota, Viridiplantae, Streptophyta, Magnoliopsida, Fabales, Fabaceae. Bases 116 to 736 code for a protein of 206 amino acids.
UUACUCUGAAAUUUGAGGAGCACCAGAAACUGGUAAGGGUGCUGCGUCCACUCAUUCAUUACUCACUAUACUCAUACGGGGUUUCUAAAUCAUAUGCCAAAUUAGUAGACACCCUAUGAAUUGUUGUUCUGCCAUGGCGUCCCUUCUCAAAUCACCUUCCUUUCUCUCUCCUUUGAACCAAAAGUUGAAUUAUGUAAGCUUUUCUCCCAUGACCACAAACCUGCAAUCCAAAUUUUGUCGUGCUAGUGUAAGAAAUGGGAGAUGGCAUGUUCCUAGUUUGACAAUAAAAUCUCAGGCAGCUGUUGAAGGGGAUGUACUUGAGAAAGAAUCAGUCUCUAUCAAUGAAGAAAGUGAUUACGGGGUCGUUUGUAUGCACCAUGUUGGAAUUUUAUGUGAAAACCUAGAAAGAUCACUUGAAUUUUAUCAAAACGUUCUAGGCCUCAAGAUUAAUGAAGCAAGGCCACAUGAUAAGCUUCCAUACAGGGGUGCUUGGUUGUGGGUAGGCUCUGAGAUGAUUCAUUUGAUGGAGCUUCCAAACCCUGACCCUUUAACUGGACGAGCUCAACAUGGUGGUCGAGAUCGUCACACGUGUAUUGCGAUUCGUGAUGUUUCCAAGCUGAAAGCAAUCUUUGAUAAAGCGGGGAUCCCUUACACACUUAGUCAUUCUGGAAGACCAGCAAUCUUUGCACGUGAUCCCGAUGCAAAUGCUCUAGAGUUUACACAAGUAGAUGGUUGAUGUUUAUGGAUAUUACUUGCUAGGCUACACCCCUUUGUCGCUAUAAGUCACCAGAAUGUAGAAAUAAAGUUACAAAUGAUUACAUGUAUGUAAAGGCUGAAGGGAUUGUAACUAGUAAGAGCCAUAGUAAAGUUGUUUGCUACUCUGCUAUGCAGUGGCACUAGCAGCAAUAGAAUACUGGCGUUCAUCUUAUAUAUAGCACACCUGUAAGGAUAAACGGUACGUGAAUACUGAGAAAUAAGAUUGAAAGAAAUUAGAAUAUGGCAAGUGAUCUUUUCAUCAAAGUGCUAGAGGCUCCACGAAAGGGAAACAUACAAGUACGGCGUAAAAUUGGAGA